Messenger RNA from Anastrepha ludens (Mexican fruit fly), 4048 nucleotides. It is a transcript of the gene Mybbp1A, whose product is annotated as myb-binding protein 1A. Gene Ontology annotation, cellular component: nucleolus. Gene Ontology annotation, molecular function: transcription corepressor activity; sequence-specific DNA binding; transcription factor binding. Bases 74 to 3952 code for a protein of 1292 amino acids. Lineage: Eukaryota; Metazoa; Arthropoda; Insecta; Diptera; Tephritidae. The transcript is spliced from 5 exons. The record is from RefSeq and is a predicted model, not a curated record. Gene Ontology annotation, biological process: regulation of DNA-templated transcription.
UUGCACAUGUGCUUGUUGGCCAUAGUUUGUUAUUUGAGAAAAUUAGCAGCAGAUUUAAAUAAAUUCUGGAGGAAUGAAAGACAAACUAGCGAAAAAAGCAGCGAAACGUGAUUUGCCUGCUGAGGAUGAAGGAGAAAUUGAAAUUAGCUCCUCGACACCUGCAAAGUCACCCAAGCAAACAAAGUUUAUGUUGAAUGGCGCAACUAAUGGCCAAACAGAGGUGGCCUCAGUGGAGAAACUCCCAGCAGGAAAGACAAGUGCCACAGUGGGCAAUUCGCUUUUCCAACAUUUUACCGAGUUGACCAGUGAAGAGGAAGAGAAGCGCAUGAAAGCGGCACUACAAUUGCUACAACAACUGAGCGAAACUAAGGAGCCAGAGAAGCGUAAAAAAGAAUUAGCAUACACGCUUAAACGCCUGGUACGUGGCUGUGGCGCUGCUACAAACAUCUCGCGAGCUGGAUUUUACACCGGUUUAGUUGCGCUAUUAAAAACAUUCGAUGAGCAAGAUAUUACACUUGAGGAUAUUUUUGAUACGAUGGAAAAAGAGUUGCAUGUGGGAACAACAGUGGCCAAUAAAGACGAUGCCGAUGCUGUUGUGGGUAAAAUAUUAGUUUGCGGUGCGGUGCAACAAGCCUCGCGAUUGCAAAACGUUGACAAUGAUGAACAUUUGGAACGUAUAGCAAACACGCUUUUGAAGGCCACUAAGCAGCGCAGUUAUCAUGCCUCACUUGCUUAUGCUCUACUCAUUGAAAUUAUGGAAAAGCUUUCUGCCAAACAAUUUAACACUGUCGUUUGGCCUUUACUGCAAACUGAAUUACGCCGAUCGUGGCCAAAACAAACUCUACAAACGGUACAUUGCCUCAUCGCCGUGCAGCGUCUCUUUCCAAAUACCGUGAAUGCGAAAUUCCUAAAAUCACUUUUUGGUAGUGCUGAUCUACUACAACCGGAGAGCUAUGCUCAUUUGUAUCGGCUUUUCUGGGAACACAGCAAUAUGCAACUUUUAACACACCCUGCUUUUGAGCAUUUCGGAGCUUACAUAUCUAAAAGUGAGAACCUGAGCUCUUUUUGGACACAGCAGGUUGAUGCUGGAUUGGAAACAAACAACAAACUACGCGAGUUAAUUACUUUGAAAAUAGCCACUGAUAUAUUUACUAGUUGGCAGCAGUUACAUGAGGCGGAGAAGAAGCGUGUAGUUGUUGCGGAUUUAUUAAGUCCAAAUUUCAUGCAUCUGUUAGUCGAAGGACUUAAAAAUCAAAAACAAAAGAAAGAUGAAACAUUAAAAGCUUUCUACGAUGACUUCUUUGAAGCUCUGGUUAGUUGUUGCACACAUCUUGGUGAUGAUAAAGAACUAGUAGCCGUGAUACGCCGUCUUAUACUGUCACCUGGCUUAUUUGAAAUCGAGAAAUACACGAGCACACGUAUUGUACAUCAAAUAAUCAACGCUUUGGGGGCAACGGGCAUUAAGGAAAUAUAUACACUCUAUCGAACCAUCUUUCUAGGUACGCAGCCGAAAAAUAUCAGCAACGCAAGUGAAACAUGGUUGAAUUUCGAACGAAUGAACGCUGGUUAUAUGCUGCAGCAUCUUCUAGCACACAAAGCCGUGCGCCAAGAAUAUAAAUGGCGGGAGCAACAAUUGCGCUUUCUACUCACCUGCGGCAUAUUUCAUGUCUCGGAGACAGUAGAAAUAUGCAAAAAGGAAAAUGCGUCCCCGUUCAGCAAAGAUUUUGGUGAACAAUGCAAAAAUAUGUUUUUUACAAGCCUGCAGAAUCGACUGGUCGACUUGCAACAGGAAAAGCAGCUGCUUUUGAAACUGGUGCAAUACUGCAAUGAACGCAUUGAGCAGAAGCAUGCUGCGAAACAUUUCCGUAUCAAGCAAUACGACGAGUCAUUACAUAAAUACUGGCAGCAAAUGUUCUUAGCGGUAGGUGGCAACGAGAUGAGCGCUAAGAAACACGCAUCGUCGAAAUCGGCGAAAGGGACAGCCGGUGACAACAAACUAGAAUUGAUUUUCCAAAUUUUGCUACUCAGUAUGGGAUUGCAAUUGUUCCGCGAACCGGAAAUGUCAGGACCGGUUAUAGAAGACUUGCUCAAGUGCAUGCAACGUGUCAAAGAGAAACACAGGAAUAAGCAAAAGGGAAAGGAAGUCGUCAAAAAAGCUAAUGCUGAGGUUGAAGAACCCGAAUGGAUUGAGGUGGUUGUAGAUUUAUUUCUGCAUCUACUUUCGCAAAAUGCCACCGUGCUGCGAAAUAUUGUCAAUGCACUAUUCCCCCACUUAUGUGGCAGCCUUAAUCUGACCGUUGUACAUCAGAUAUUAGCUGUGCUGGACAUGAAGGAUGGGCAUAACCCAUUAAGUGCACAAGGAGAAGAAAGUGAUGCAGAAAACGAUACCGAAGAUGAGGAUGAAGAAACAGCGACGAAAUCUGCGAAUGGUAAGGCCGAUAGUGCCUCGGAAGUAGAUGAAAAUGAUAACGAUGAAGAAGAUGAUGAGGAUGAUGAUGAUGAUGACGAUGAUGAUGAUGACGAUGACGAAGAGAACGAAGCUGAAGACGAUGAAGCUACCGCUGCUGACAAACUGCGUAAUGCCGUCUCGCAAGCGCUUAUGGAACAUGGUGGUGUGCCUACCGCGGGCGACGAUGACGAUGAUAUGGCCUCAAUCGAUCUGAACGAUAUGACAGAAGAGCAGGGGCGCAAACUUGACGAAGCUUUAGCUGAAGCCUUCAAAGCAAUGCGUAAAACGGGAGGAGGCGGAUCAGCUGUGAAAAAAUCAAAGAGCUAUCGAAUCAAGGUCACAACAGUCAUGCAUUUCCGCAUACGCGUUCUCGAUCUGCUGGAAAUCUAUUUGCAGCAGCAACCACCAUUGCUGAUCACUAUUGAAAUUAUGCUAGCUUUGUUUAAUAUGCUUCCCUACUGCGUGGGAGAUGAACUAAAGCCACUACAAAUCAAAGUGGAAAAGGUGCUGCAAAAGUUGACAGCAUUGAAAUGUGAUGUCGCCGAUGUGCAGGAAGAAGAGGUGGUGGCCUUCAUACGUCUAAUUGUUGAACAAAAAUCACCAGUUUCCGCUUUUGAGACAAUGAAUAAGUUGCGCAAUAAAUGCAUAAUAUUCCUAGUCGUUGGUGCGAAUAAAAUUGCUGCAGAAAAAGGUGCUGAUUCCAAAAAAGUGCUUGAGCUAUGUCAAGAAUAUAUCCAGGAAUUCCUACAGUCGCGCAAUCCUAGCGUUAACAUCACACUGUUGUCCGACAUUUUCCGGCUACGUUGGUGUGGUGUUUGGGAUUUAGCUGUGGCGUUAUCGCGAGAAGGUCUUACAAUGCAAAUACGUGCCUUCCGCCGUAUCCAAAUUUACGAGAUCCUCGAUGUGCUAUAUAAAAAUCAUGAUCUGCAGCGUUUGGACGUGUCUAUCACAAAAAAACAGUUAAAGGUCAUUGAAAGUUCGCUCUGUACCCAUAUUAAAGCGCUUGCUGCCAAAACAGAUGCCGAAGUCUCGCCGAAGGAGUAUUCUGUUUUGAUACAGUUACUGCUCCAAGCACAAAAGUGUCAUCAAAGGCUGCAACUGAAAUCGGUGCUGGCCGACAUUGAAAUUGGGCAAGCUGUACAAAGGAUGCGCGCCGACACAACGCAGCUUUACCAGCGUUUCUGUGCUGCCUAUAAGCUGCCUGUGGUACGUAACAAAGGAAAGCAAAAGGCAACUAACAAACAACAUACAGAAGAGACCGCAAAUGAUCAGAAAGAACAGGGCGUUAAUGAGGGCAGGGAAGCGACAGACGCUAUGGAAAAUGGUACCGACAAUGAAACGCAGAAAAAGCGAAAGAAGUCCAAUGAUAAAGCGUUACGCAAGCUGAAGAAGCAAAAGAAAGAACAGCGUUUGCAGAUUGCUUCAGCAGGAUUAAAUGGCGGUUUCGCAUUUGCGCGGCAAACGUCACACGAAGAGAAUAGUUCGGCUGAAGAAGAGACGUAGUGUAUUGGAGAUAGUUAGUUACGUGAAAAAUGUAUAAAAAAAUUUAAAUGUAUUUUUAUGAAAAUAUAUAAAUUUUAAAUAAUAUAAAGGAGCAAC